This is a messenger RNA of Rotaria socialis, 4134 nucleotides long. The record is from the annotation of a GenBank genome assembly. NCBI's taxonomy places the organism in Eukaryota, Metazoa, Rotifera, Eurotatoria, Philodinida, Philodinidae.
AUGAAUCUCUCAAAUUUAUAUUUCUUAUUCUGCUCCAUUAUUAUUAAUACCUGUUAUGCUGGUCCUCUUGAGGAUCUAUCGUCUAUGCCCGAUUUAACUUUAUUCUAUCAACAAUUAAUUCGUCAACCAGAUUUACAAGCACUUCUACAAGAUGCGUAUCAAUCUCAGCAGCCAGGUAGUGUUGGAGAGUAUACUAUAUUCGCUCCAAAUAAUGAUGCUAUGGCGCGUAUUAAUCGAAGAAACGAAAAUCCAACUGUACUAUGGAAAUAUCACAUUGUACCGGGUCGUUAUGAUGAUCAAACAAUAUUUAGUAUGGCCGAAGAAAAAUUUAAUCAAGCUAAUCCAAGGCAAAUGGGCACUGUUCGUCCACAAAAUAAUCUGCCUACGAUGUCAUUACCAUUUCAAGUAUUUUAUGGUAUUGGUUUUUACGGUGGAACAGGUCCAUAUAUAAAUGUAAGCUAUGAUAACACUGGUUACAACACAGGCGGAGUACCGUGGUUACCACGGCCAACUCACGCAGCGAAAUUUGAUAACCUUACUCCACUUAAUCCGUAUCUUGUGAAUCUGAAUAAUUAUAAUCCAAGUCAACCUACACAAAACUAUGUUGUUGCUCAAGGCAGUGCAUCAUCGAGCAAUCCAAAUCUAUUUCCAAAAAAUUUAACGAACUAUUAUGCGAAUGUAUUUAAUCCGAAUGUAAAUACGCAAUUUCUCCAAAAUAUUAAUCCACCACCCAAUAAUAAUAAUAAUAAUAAUAAUAAUCCUAAUGUGCCACAACAGCCAGGAUUUGGAUUACAAGGUGGUUUUGCUGGCAUCGGCAUACCACGUCCGACGAUUAACAAUGCGUUUAUAUUACAAUCACGUUUAAUGAGUCGCGGUAUUAUUAAUGUCGUUGAUAAUAUCCUAUGGCCACCAGAAAGACGUGAUCAAGUACAAUAUAAAACUGCUUUUGAUGCUCUUGAAGAUGCUCAGUUUUCACGUCUUCGACAACUGGCUCAACGCAGUGAAUAUUUUCGAGCUGAACUACGUUCAAUGAAUCAUCAAACGUUCUUUUUACCGAAUGAUCAAGCAUUUGCUAGUUUAGGAGCAAAUGCAGAAUAUCUUUUAGAACAGUCUCUUAGGAACAAUACAAAUGAUGUGAAUGAAUUUGUUAAAUCACAUAUUAUACCAAUAGUACUUUAUCCAAGUGUAAUGGACGCAAGUAAACAAUUAAGUACAUUAAAUCUUGGCAAAUGGGUUACAUUUCGUAAAUUAAUACAAUCGGAUCAAUCAUUUGAAAGUACUGUUGUUGCUUUUAUUCGUUUUGCUUUUGUUAUAAAAAGGAAUUUUUUAAAUUUAUCUGUAGUUGAUGUUGUUUCCAAUCGACAAGUUGCACGUAUUUUAAUAUCGCGUUCAGAAGAUAUUAAAAUCUAUGGUAAUGGCCUUGUUUAUCCGAUUCCAAUAUUUCUAAGUGGUGUCACUCGAUCAGCUGCUGAUGAACUAGCACGAAGUUACCAGUAUUUUAUGGCUCUGAUUCAACAAUCUGGAGAUACAGAAUUAGUUAAUCUAUUACAGGGCAAUACUGCUGGAUUGGGUAAUACAGGUCCAACUAUAUUUAAUCCAGACAAUACAAUCAAAAUAACUGUGCUUAUACCACAGCGAAUAGCCGUGCAGCAAUUAGGAAACUCUGAAGAACUUAGUAAAAACUUACGUCGACAUAUUUUACGUUUGCCUGUUUAUACAGAUCAAUUGUCGCCUGCAUCAAACGCUUUUGUACAAACAGGUCCCAUGAUGCCACAAUUUCAAAGAUCAUCUUCUAAUGCAAAUAAAAAACUACCAAGACGGCAUCGUCGUCGACGUCGACAAGUCAACAUGCCAUCGAAUAUGAACUAUCAACAGCAACAAAAUGUACCAUCUCAACCUCGACCACCUACUCAACAGCAAGCUUUUCCUAUGCAACAACAGAACUUGCCUGUUCAACAACAAGCCUUCCCCAUGCAACAGCAGCAUCGAAAUUCACCUAAUCAACAACAAAAUUUUCCUAUGCAACAACAAAAUGUACCCUUUCAACAGCAACAAGGUUUGUCUAUGCAACAACAGCAACCAAAUCCUCCUGUUCAACAGCAACAACAAGCUUUUCUCAUGCAACAGCAGCAACCAAAUUUACCUGUUGAGCAAAAACCAGUUUUUCCGAUGCCACAACAACAACAGCCAAACAUACCCAUUCAACAACAGCAACAUUUCUCUAUGCAACAACAACAACAAAAUACACUUGUUCGACAACAACAACAACCACAACAAAAUACACUUGUUCAACAACAACAGCAGCAGAUGUUGCCUUCUCGACAACAAGAGCCAGAUCAACAGCAAAAAGUUUUAGGAAAACAGCAGCUUUUACCAAUCGAUUCACAACAAAUGUUACCCAAUCAACAGUUUUUUCCAGUCCAAGAACAGCCAAUGUUCCCAAAUCAGCAACAACCUAUGUUGCCAAAUCAACAACAGCCUAUGUUGCCAAACCAACAACAGCCAAUGUUUCCAAAUCAGCAACAACCUAUGUUGCCAAAUCAACAACAGCCAAUAUUCCCAAAUCAGCAACAACCUAUGUUGCCAAACCAACAGCAGCCAAUGUUCCCAAAUCAACAACAGCCGAUGUUGCCGAAUCCACAACAACCAAUGUUCCCAAAUCAACAACAGCCUAUGUUGCCAAACCAGCAGCAGCCAAUGUUCCCAAAUCAACAACAACCGAUGUUGCCGAAUCCACAACAACCAAUGCUUCCUAAUCAACAAUUAUUACCAUCACUACAAGAUCAACUUAAUCCUACUCUUAAUCCAAGUUAUUAUCAAAUGCCACCAAUUAUGAUGUCAGCUGUAUUUCAAGAUGGUCAAAUGUAUCCAACUAUGGAUCCUCAAUUCUUUAUUCAAGCACAAGUAGCAACUGGACCAAGUGGAAAUGUUAUUAGAUUGAUCGGUCGACCCGAAAAUUCAUUACCAUUUAUAGCUUCAGUUCUAAAUAAUGAAGCAAAUAUACCAAUUAAAAAUGGUGUUAUGCAUGUUAUUCGAGGUCUUCUAUCCGGAACGGUUAUUCCACUGGAUACAAUUCUGUCAACAAUGCAAGGAGCCAGUUCGUUCACUCAAUUACUUGAACAAACAGGUGUUCUUAAUCAAUUAAAACAAUCAGGACGUCCUUACACUCUAUUCAUCCCAACGAAUGCUGCUCUACAAUUUAUUGGUGUAACAACAGAUAUUAACAAAAUAAGACAAUUUGUUCUUCGACAUGUUUGUGCGGAUGUUAUUAUGGAUCCCAUGACUAAUAUAUUACGCCGUGCUGGAGGUUAUUAUAGUCGUGGUCAGGCGCCACGAGCUCAGCCACAACAACAACAAAAACCAGCGCAACGACGAAAUCGUCGAAAACGACAAGAUUGGGCUGAUGCAUGGAGAAAUGGAAGCAUGACGGUCGGUGGACAACCUGUGAAAGCACCUGAUCUUGGUGCAGCCUACUUUGAACCACAAGAACAAGUCUAUGGUGGAUAUCCAGCUGCUCCGUCACCGUACGGUUUUUAUAAUCAACUAUAUAAUCCAGCAUAUGUUAUGGGUGGUUAUGCUAAUCCAAAUUCUCAAUAUUAUCCAUAUAGUAAUGGAAGUUCUGGAAGUAGUGAGGGCUUUAAUUAUCAAAAUUCGGGUGUACUUGCAUCGGUUCCGAUGUCUGAUGCUAAUUGGAAUCAAACGUUUGGUGCGUUUUACAAUCCACAAUUAAACGUUGUACCAAUGACAGGCAGUGGUGGCGAUCCAAGUUACUACACGGGCACAGGUGGAUUUUAUAGUGGUUCGACUUAUGCUACUGGACCACAAUCAUGUAUGGCUAUGACAGGCGAACGUAUUACAGUUCAACCAUUAGCUGGUGCUCAAACAGGAGGCAUCAAUGAAGCUGUAGAUUAUCAAAAUUUUAUGGUGACAUGUUGCGGUGAUCAAUCUGUCAAUGCCAUUGUUCAAUCAUUCAAUGUAUAUCCUCCAAGUUUUGCUGUUUAUAUAAUUGGUCGAUCGUUAUUAUCCUAUGGUCAAACGAUCAACACAAUGUUUAGUCAUACAACAACUAUAUUUCCCUGUCAAUUGUUUGUAUUCGCUCUACUUACUUUAUUAAUAUUCAUGAAAUAUGUUUAA